Formica exsecta is the source of this 2841-nucleotide messenger RNA. RefSeq names its product proto-oncogene tyrosine-protein kinase ROS-like. The record is from RefSeq and is a predicted model, not a curated record. NCBI's taxonomy places the organism in Eukaryota, Metazoa, Arthropoda, Insecta, Hymenoptera, Formicidae. The transcript is spliced from 7 exons. Bases 165 to 2111 code for a protein of 648 amino acids. Gene Ontology annotation, molecular function: protein binding; transmembrane receptor protein tyrosine kinase activity; ATP binding. Gene Ontology annotation, biological process: cell surface receptor protein tyrosine kinase signaling pathway; protein phosphorylation; positive regulation of kinase activity. Gene Ontology annotation, cellular component: signaling receptor complex.
GCGCUAGCAUUCAGAGAAAGCAUUCAUUCAGAGCGCGGAGUAUCUUUGUAAAGGAAGAUUGGUGACGAAAUACAGCAGAUACGGCUGCUCAUAGUGCUUAUAACAGUAACAUUGAUUUAUUCGCAAUAAUUAUAUAAAGUGGUUUCUCAAUUGAAAAAAUAAUUAUGGUAGGAAAAAUAUUAUGCAUAUUGCUAAAAGCAUUGAUAAUCAAGGAGGUAUUCAUACAGGCACUUCCGCAAGAGAAUGUCGAAAAUCGUCUUGUUUCGUUAAUACGCAUCUCGACGAUCCGCAAUGAUAAUAAGGACCUCGUACAGAGAAAGUUUAUAUUCGACAAGCAUUCAAGGAGAGACGGUUUUGAAAUGAUAUCACCUUCUGGCUUUAAUAUAUUAAUAAUUUCUGAUAAUGAUGUCAGAAAAAAAGAUCCACCUACAACUACUGAAUCUAUCAAUGCUAUAAAUAUACGUGAUCCGAGCGUUCCUGGGACGCCUAUGAUAAUAAAACCUCACAAUUUUGUGUAUAAGUUAUAUUGGGAGCCUGCGCGAAUUACUGACCGUUCGCAAAUUUUAUAUCGACUGGAAGGUUUCAUCAUUGACGACAAUUACAAGCACGAUAACAUAAUCAAGCACUGGAAUUUAUAUUACAACGGAACAAAUAAUUAUUGGAUAAUUCCUAAUAAAUACAUGAAUAAGAAGUAUCAAUUUCACGUGCAAGCUAAAAGCGUUUACGGUUUUGAAUCGGCUUGGAAUCAAUCAAGCGUAAUUGAUUUAACAAAAUCUACCAAAGAAAUAUUGACUACACAAUAUCACUUAACAAUAAUAUUGGGCAUUAUCUCGAUUGUUAUUAUGGUAUUGACCUGCUAUAUCAUCUAUAGAUUUUGUUUCAGUUUAUAUCAACAAAAACAGCGCAAAAACAACAAAGAUGCAAUUUCAUCUGUCACAAUUCGGACACUGUCCGAAUUAGCAGCUUUUCGAGAAAUAUCUGAGAAUUUCGUUCAAUCUAAUCAAUAUGUUUCUACAUUGCAAUAUGCUUCGGAUUAUUCCGCAGUACCUGAAAUUAGACAAGAGCAAAUUACAAUGGGAAUUUCCAUAGGAAGCAGCACGUUCGGAUAUGUAUUCAAAGGAAAAAUAAAAGAGUUAGAAGGAUCAGGCAUAAUGUCUGUCGCCAUAAAAACGCUACGAAAAAAUUCCUCCACGCGAGAAAAGACAAUACUCUUACAAGAGGCUAAACUUAUGAGUCAGCUUCGACACAAACAUGUAUUGAAAUUGUUGGGCGUCUGCUUCGACACAGAUCCGCCAUUACUUGUAUUGGAAUUAAUGGAGGCUGGUGACCUGUUGAACUAUUUGAGAGAUAGUCACUUUAUCCAACUUACAGAUUCGCAUGCUUUGCGUUUGCAAGACUUGCUCGCUAUAUGCGAAGAUGUUGCGCGGGGCUGUUGUUACUUGGAAGAGAUGCAUUUUGUGCAUAGAGAUCUAGCAUGUCGAAAUUGUUUCGUAUCCGCAAAAAAUCGCGAGAAUCGCGUCAUCAAAAUCGGCGACUUCGGUCUUGCUAAAGAUAUUUAUGAAGAUGGUUAUUAUCAGGAAGAAAGAUCGCUGCCUAUUCGUUGGAUGUCACCGGAAUCUUUAGUAGAUGGAAUAUUUAAUUCACAGAGCGAUGUUUGGGCAUUUGGGGUACUAAUAUGGGAAGUUACGUCGUUAGGCCAGCAACCUUAUUUUGCCAAGAAUAAUAUUGAAGUGGUGCAUUAUUUGCGUGAGGGUGGCAGGCUACUGAAACCCUUCAACUGUCCAUCGACAUUAUAUGAAUUGAUGUUGCGUUGCUGGAGCACAGCAAAUGCCAGACCGAAUUUCAAAGUUUGUCUCGAAAAUAUCGUCACUUUGAGAAGCAAUGUAGAUGAUGCGAUAAUAGUACAUAUUGGACUAGCUGCCGAAGAUUGCUCUUGGAAAUUCAACAGUUCCGAGGAAAACCGAGACAAUCAACUUUCUUACCAAAGCUCAAACAACGCCAAUAUCACAACGACAGAUGUUGAUCAUAUCUAUGAACGUUUACGAAGUACUCCGUUUAAUUCGUAUUUCGAAUCAAAACUUGGCAAACAUGAAUCAAAUGACUUUUAUUAAUUAGAAUCGUGCAGCUUACUCAUAGACAUUAUGAAGAAAAUAUGAAGAUUUUAGUCAUGUCGGAGAACUGCAACAUGUUCAAUGGCUCAAAAUUAUUGUAAAAACGACUGAGGAAGAACUUCUUGUUGUCUUUGAACGAUUAAAAUUAACCUAAAUAUAAAAGUACUAUAAUAAAAAUAUAUACUAUGACGAAAAUUAGGUUGCCAAAAAUACAAAAAACUCAUUCGACUUGCAGAACAAAGACAAACGUAACUUUCGCGAUAACGGUUAUUGCAGUAUAUAAUUUUCAUAAUUAACAAUUUCAAUUAUGCUGAAAACAUAUUUUUGUUAUCAUAGCAUUAUCUUACAUUUAUUGUAAUAAUAACGCAAAAAAAAACAAAAAUUUAUAUUUAAAGUCAAUAAUUAUUACAAUAAUUUUAUACUAGAUUAAAAAAAAAAUUUAGAGUUAUGUAUAAAAAUGUAGAUUAAUCAUUGCAUAUAAUGCAAAUUUAGCAAUUAAAAUGCAGAAACAAUCGUGUAGUUACACAUUUUAAAUUCUCGCAUAGAAUUAAGACAUAUAUAGUAUGAUUUUAUAUACAGUAAUUGAAAGGAGAGAUAUACAUAUAUAAAAAAUAUAUAUUCUCUAAAAUACUAGUUUUAUUUAAUAAAAAUUUUAUAUCAUUAAUAUCUUCGAAAAUAUAUAUUCAUCAUAUUUUAUGUACUUUAUUUUGCUAAUAAAUCCUGAUUAAAA